CUCAUUUCCAACACUCUUUUGCCCGACCGAAAAAAAAUCCUCCCAUCCCCACCUGCCUUCUCAUUUCCCCCCCUUUAUUCAAUUGCUCUCUCUCUCUCUCUCUCUCUCUCUCACAAGUCAUAACUGCAACUCUGCAAGCACCCCACACCACGCAUUUCUCGCCUUCUCGGAGUAGAUAUUUUUACAUAGGUUUCGUCGGCGGUAGAAGAUGAAGAUUCAGUGCAACGUGUGUGAGGUUGCGGAGGCGAACGUUCUGUGCUGCGCCGACGAGGCCGCCCUCUGCUGGUCCUGCGACCAGAAGGUUCACGCUGCCAAUAAGCUGGCCUCUAAGCACCAGAGGGUUCUUCUCUCGGACUCCCCUUCUUCGAUGCCCAAGUGCGACAUCUGCCAGGAAACCGUGGGCUUCUUUUUCUGCCUUGAGGAUCGGGCUUUGCUCUGCAGGAAGUGUGAUGUUGCGAUUCAUACAGUCAACACACAUGUCUCAGCUCACCAGAGAUUCCUUCUUACUGGGGUGAAAGUUGGACUUGAACAUACUGAACCCGGUCCAUCUUCAUCCUCAGGAAAGUCACAGUCCGGGGAGAAAAUCUCUGAGCAGGAGUUUCAAUCUGUUUCUAUGAGAAAUGCCUCUGUGGCAUUCCAACAUGAAGCAUUACCUAUGCAAACAACUGUGGCUGGGAAUUUUGGACCUCCUAAACGACACUUUUCUGGUGGCUCUGUAGUCGGAAGUAUUCCUCAGUGGCACCUGGAUGAAUUUAUUGGAUUAAAUGAGUUCAGUCAUAAUUAUGGCUACAUGGACAAUAACUCAUCCAAGGCGGACAGUGGGAAGCUUGGAGACCUUGGUGGCUCCCCCUCUACUUCUAGUUUCAGGAUCAAUGAGGAAGAGCUAUGUGGCGAUGAGGUGUUGGGUCAGUUCAUUGAGGCAUCUUGGGCAGUUCCACAAAUUCCUUCUCCUCCAACAGCCUCGGGGCUAUAUUGGCCUAAGAGCAACCAAAACCCAUUUGAUUCUGCAGCCUUUGUUCCCGACAUAUCUGACUCUCCCUCCCACGAAUUUGGAACAGAGCAGUCAAACUGUAGUAGAACAAAACGGAGAAGACACUACUAAUGUAUUCCUAUUACAACAGAAUUUUGACUCCCCACUGUAUGCAGGAAGAUUUCCCACACAUGUUUUUUCUCUAAAAUGCAGCAUUUCGCCUAAAAUAAUCCUCUUUUCAAGUUCCACGAGGAAGAUUAUAUACAGUGUGUUCCUGCUGCGUUGAAAGACCGGAGGACUGGUUGAACUAGAAGCAAUGUGUGUUCCAAGUCAUCGGGAACUGAAUCUCUGUUGCGGAAAAAGUACAAGUAUUCUACAGAUAAUGUGGUUUUCUCUUUGUGUCUCAGACUGUCGGUAAGACUUCCUCAAAAGAACUAAAAACAGGAAAACAAAACCUAAAAGGAUUUGCUAUCGGUUGUGCCCCAUUUUGGCUCUAGUGCUCAAUUUCAAAUGGUCAAUUUAUUGUGUAGGAACCCCCCCCCUGUGUGCAAUCAGCUAUGAUACAUCUGAUUGACAUAUUAUCAUAAACAUUGUAGAUUCUCAUUUUCAAUGCACUGCUAUAUGCGAUUCAAUUUGUAUGCAAUUAAAUAUUGUUAUGGUUC
Messenger RNA from Cuscuta campestris, 1632 nucleotides. Lineage: Eukaryota; Viridiplantae; Streptophyta; Magnoliopsida; Solanales; Convolvulaceae. The record is from the annotation of a GenBank genome assembly.